UCCCUGUAUUCCAUAUUUUUGAGUCUCCAGUUCUCUCCUGAGUUUUUGUGUCUUUGAGUGUUUUUGCCACAGCAAUAAAGCUGCCUCUUUCAGUUCAUCCUUUUGUAUCUGCGCCCUGUAAUUUGGAUCCUCAUUCUACCUGCUGCACAGCCGGACCUGAAAAGUUCUUCACGCAGUCAGAGUUGAAGUAACACUUCUGUCUAAAUACUCUCUUCACUGUAAUCCAGAUCUCCUAACAUGAUGCUCUGCUCCGGACUCAGCAGCACACUGUUGCUGGCAGCAACCUGUUCACUCAUCACUUCAGGCUUUAUCAGAGCUCAAGUUUCCGUUCCUCCUCCUGUGACCCCCAUAUCCACAGGGAGAGUGGUCACCUCUAACGGCCUCAGUGUUCCUCGCCUGAGCUGUGUGGGUGGAAUGAUCAUUGUGAGGUCAGCUGAGUACAGAUGUAGAGGUGGAGUAACCUGCUCUCACGGUGACACUGUGAACAACGUGAGGAACAGCUGUGAUGGAAAAACCGAGUGUGACAUAAAGUCAAACAUUACUUAUGAUCCUGGAGUCUGCAAAUACCUGGAGACCACCUACGACUGCUUCCCACGCCAAAGUGUAAUAUGUGAAGGAUCUCAGGCAAACCUUCAGUGUGAUGAAGGACAGGUUAUAGUCGUCUCCUGGGCGAAUUAUGGUCGCCGUGACACGACCACGUGCCUUGAUGGAGACCCUAAUCACGUCAAAAAUGUUGACUGCUCCUGGUCAGGAAGCAUGAACUAUGUAACUACCAGGUGUAAUGGGACAAACAGCUGUACUGUUGAAGCAAAGAGCCCAGACGACCCGUGUGGUGGCACUUAUAAGUACCUGGAGGUGUUUUACACUUGUCAGACUCCUUCCUGCCCUGCUGGUUGGACUUGGUUUGGAGGUCGCUGUUUCCUCUUUGAUAGCAGUCAGAAGAACUGGACUGAUGCUGAGAGUUCCUGUCAGACACUCGGUGGAAAUCUGGCCUCAUUCCACAGCACAGCUGAGUACACCUUCAUCAGAGAGCUCAUUUACACAGCAGCAGGGUCGUAUCCAACAGCUUGGGUUGGAGGCAACGACAGAGAGAAUGAAACUGUGUGGAAGUGGAGUGAUGGUUCCCAGUUUGACUUCACAAACUGGGGCAGUGGACAACCUGACAACUCUGGAGGAGGAGAAGAUUGUAUGGAGAUAAACUUUAGAGGAGGAGAUUUUGUCAACGACUCAGGAUGUAACUCACAGAGAGGGUUUGUUUGUGUCAGAGGUCCAUAACUGCUCCUUCGUGUCCUGACACGUCUGACAUGAUGAUGUCACAGCCUCACUGCUGAUGUCACUUCCAGCAGGAUGUCAAGCCUCGAUGACAUCACUGCUGGAUUCUGUUGAUAAAUAUGAUUUCAUAUCACGAUAAACAGGAAAAUAAAUUCAAUAAAAUUUAAAGGAACUGAACUGUUGACCUGAAAGUGAGUCAUUCAUGCUUCAAAUCAUCAUCUGAUCAUUUUAAUAAACCUCAAAAUGCUUUCUGUCUCCCUGCAGCUGUGAUGGAAAAAUAUGUGUGACAUAAAUACACCAUCAGUACUUCUGAUCCUGGGAUCUCAUCACCUGAUGCUGAUAACGCAGUUAUGUUUAAAUCUGAAGAAAAGAAUAAGCUUAAUCGUAUUUGUGUAAAAUUAUAUAUUUAUCUUUUUUUGCAACUUUACCAGCUUUACUUAUAAAGCACUUUAACACAA
This is a messenger RNA of Haplochromis burtoni (Burton's mouthbrooder), 1730 nucleotides long. RefSeq names its product L-rhamnose-binding lectin SML. NCBI's taxonomy places the organism in Eukaryota, Metazoa, Chordata, Actinopteri, Cichliformes, Cichlidae. The coding region runs from base 238 to 1275 and encodes 345 amino acids. The record is from RefSeq and is a predicted model, not a curated record. The transcript has 13 exons. Gene Ontology annotation, molecular function: carbohydrate binding; signaling receptor activity.